Molecule: messenger RNA, 360 nt
Organism: Cyphellophora europaea CBS 101466
Lineage: Eukaryota; Fungi; Ascomycota; Eurotiomycetes; Chaetothyriales; Cyphellophoraceae
Exons: 3
Coding region: 1-360 (119 amino acids)
Biological process (GO): transcription elongation by RNA polymerase II
Cellular component (GO): transcription elongation factor complex
Molecular function (GO): RNA polymerase II complex binding
Source: RefSeq, a predicted model, not a curated record
AUGGGCAAACGAAAGAAGUCUUCGCGCAAGCCCGCCGGACCCAAGAAGCGCGAAACUCUUGCAUCAACAUUCACCUGCUUAUUUUGCAACCACGAGAAUGCAAUAAUAGUCAAGAUCGACAAGAAAGGUGGCGUUGGAAAUCUAUACUGCAAGGUCUGCGGCCAGAAAUUUCAGACCUCGACGAACUACCUCUCAGUACCUGCCGACGUGUACUCGGACUGGAUCGAUGCGUGUGAAGAUGUGGCAAAGGAGGCUGCCAGUGCUGAGGCUGCUGAAGUCGUGAAGGAUCGCGAAUUCAGCGACUAUGCCACUGCAGGCAUUGCUCGGGCUGGUGGGGACGACGACGAUGACGACUACUGA